This is a messenger RNA of Cryptomeria japonica (Japanese cedar), 1039 nucleotides long. RefSeq names its product protein EARLY RESPONSIVE TO DEHYDRATION 15. The transcript has 3 exons. NCBI's taxonomy places the organism in Eukaryota, Viridiplantae, Streptophyta, Pinopsida, Cupressales, Cupressaceae. Bases 223 to 687 code for a protein of 154 amino acids. The record is from RefSeq and is a predicted model, not a curated record.
CUCGGGUAUCCAGAACAUCCGAGCCCGAGGACCAUAAGUAGAAGCGUUCCGGUUGAGGGAAGAAUGGUAUUUCUAUUUGCGUCAGAAAUUAGAGACACAAGAAGCCUUUGAGUACAGGACUAAAUUUGGGGGAAAUUUGUUAAAAGCUGCUGAAUUUGUUCGGAAGCUACAGGGAGGUCGCAGGUUCGACUCUGGAUCGGAAAUCUUUGAUGUGCUAGCGCCAUGGCUAUUGCGUCGAGAGAAAAUGGAAGUUCUACGUUGAAUCCUAACGCGCCGUUGUUUAUUCCCCUGGCCUACCAGCAGGUGGAAGAUUUUUCACCCGAAUGGUGGAAGCUCGUACAGUCAUCGCCGUGGUUUCGUGAUUAUUGGCUUCGCGAGCGGUACGAGAUGUUCGAGGAGGUGGAAUGCUUUGCAGAUCUGUUUCCGGAAACCCUAGAAGACGAGUUUGCCGAGCUUGAGGAAGAGCUUUUGCUCUGCUCUGCGGUAGAGGAGGCAGAGUUUUUCGAUGAAUGUUGCUCUGAUGGAACACAACAUGAGUCAGAGAACAAUAAUAAGGAACUAGUAUCGCUCAUGUCUCUGAGCAACGGAAAGCCUUCCAAGCCGAAAUACGAGGUGAAAUUGCCUGCAAAGCCUCCUCAGAUUGUAAAUGUCAAGUCCAGUCCUCGCAGGAUCCAGCAACCCAGGUAGAUGGUUAAAUUCGUCUGUUUCACGGUCACAUGGGAGGUGACAAAUGUUUAGGUCGAGGUCACGGUCACAUGGGGGUUGUUAUUUCCGGUCGAUGUGCACGGGAACGUUGCUUUAAUUGUCUUGUCAUUGUAUAGAGGAGGCCGGCGGGAAGAAUGUGGAAAGUGUCGCCUGCGGCCUCAUGUUUCAAUUUGGUUCGGUGUGACAUGUCUGUCUUACGCCAUGGUCGAAUGUAAUUUGCUUUUGUAUAGCGUAUGCGUAGGUCAUUUUCAAAAAUACCUCACAUGUAACAGGGUGAUUACCAAAGUAUCAAGUCAACAAAAAAAAAAAGAAACAAACAAACAAAAAUUUGUUA